AUGGAGGAGGAGCACGGUACGGGCCCCGCCAAGGCCUCAGGCGACGACGACUACGACGCCGCCGGCACCCGGCCGCAUCCCUACUACGGUUGCACCUUCUGCAGGAGGGGCUUCUCCAAUGCGCAGGCCCUCGGCGGCCACAUGAACAUCCACCGCAAGGACCGAGUAAAGGCACAGCCACCGCCGCCGCCGCCGAUGGCCUCGUCGUCUGUAUGCCAUGGUGGCAGUGGUGCUGCUGGUUACACCGUGCACUCGUCGCAGGCGCCGUCGGCGGAGAGGACGACGGCUCAAUGCCUCUUGGGCGAGGAUCUCGGGUUGGGACUGAGCAGUAGUAGUACUGGCCGCUAUCGCCGCCACCGCGACGCUACUGGCUCGGUGGCGCCAGGUGGUGAGGCGAGGAGGCAGGAGGUCGACGAAGACAAUGAGGUGGAUUUGGAGCUGAGGCUCGGCCACCAACCACAUUAUAAUAGACAUGCAGUGUAG
Messenger RNA from Zingiber officinale, 483 nucleotides. RefSeq names its product zinc finger protein 11-like. The transcript has a single exon. Bases 1 to 483 code for a protein of 160 amino acids. The record is from RefSeq and is a predicted model, not a curated record. NCBI's taxonomy places the organism in Eukaryota, Viridiplantae, Streptophyta, Magnoliopsida, Zingiberales, Zingiberaceae.